GGUUCUUGUUUUCAUUCUAGGUUCAUGAAUCACAGGGUUCCAGCCAACAAAAGGUACCAGCCUACAGAAUAUGAACAUGCAGCCAACUGUGCCACACAUGCUUUCUGGAUUAUCCCCAGCAUCCUUGGCAGUUCCAACCUUUACUUCCUGUCUGAUGAUGACUGGGAAACGAUUUCUGCUUGGAUCUAUGGCUUUGGCCUGUGCGGUCUCUUUGUUGUCUCCACUGUCUUCCACACCAUCUCCUGGAAGAAAAGACACCUCAGGAUGGUGGAGCACUGCCUACAUAUGUUUGACAGAAUGGUGAUCUAUUUCUUCAUAGCAGCGUCCUACGCCCCCUGGUGA
This is a messenger RNA of Gracilinanus agilis (Agile Gracile Mouse Opossum), 342 nucleotides long. RefSeq names its product monocyte to macrophage differentiation factor 2. The annotation marks the transcript as partial. Gene Ontology annotation, cellular component: membrane. The transcript is spliced from 3 exons. Lineage: Eukaryota; Metazoa; Chordata; Mammalia; Didelphimorphia; Didelphidae. The record is from RefSeq and is a predicted model, not a curated record.